AUGAUAAUUCAAGGAAUAGCUGGAACAGGUAAAUCAUAUCUGAUUCAUGCAAUUCGUCAAACUCUUAAUGAUGCAUCAGGAUCACAAUGUUCUCCCUUAUUAUUACUAGCACCAACUGGAGUUGCAGCAUUUAACAUUGGUGCAUCAACAAUUCAUUCAACUCUACGAAUACCUAUUGCAGAUUUUGCUGAAUUAGAAGGCACAAGACUCACAAGUCUCCAAGAAGAAAUUCAACAUAUUAAAUAUAUAUUGAUUGACGAAAUGAGUUUUAUUGGACAAAAUUUGUUACAAAAUAUUGAUUCAAGACUACGUCAAGCUUUUCCUGAAAAAUCAAACAUGAGUUUUGGUGGAAGAUCAAUCAUUUUGGUGUUUAGACAAGAUGGAGAAACUGAAGACCAACAAAGGUUUUGCCAAUUACUCACAAAUAUUAGAGAUGCACAUCCAACUAUAGAUGAUUGGAAAUUAUUGAUGACAAGAACAGAUGCUUCAUUACAUCCAACAAUUAAGGAGGAGUUUGAUAAUAAUAUUCAUCUAUUUGCAACAAAUGACAAUGUGCAUAACCAUAAUAGAAAAAAGUUAUAUGCAUUAAGAAGACCAAUAGCCCGAAGCAUUGCAAGUAAAGAAGGUAGUACUAAUCCAGCAGGAGGUCAAAAUGAUGAGUUAGAUGUUGAAUUAUUAAUUUCUAAGGAUGCAAGGGUCAUGUUAACAUCUAAUUUAUGGAUAGAAGCGGGUCUUGUGAAUGGAGCUUUAGGAUACAUCCGAAAUAUCAUAUACAAACCUGGAUGUGCCCCACCAGAUCCACCAACAUAUGUUAUCGUUGAAUUUGACAAUUAUUCUGGACUUCCUUUUGAAGAUGCAUCUCCUAAUUUGAUUCCUAUUUCACCAAUACAAAGGGGCCAUACACAAGCGGGUCUUGUGAAUGGAGCUUUAGGAUACAUCCGAAAUAUCAUAUACAAACCUGGAUGUGCCCCACCAGAUCCACCAACAUAUGUUAUGGUUGAAUUUGACAAUUAUUCUGGACUUCCUUUUGAAGAUGCAUCUCCUAAUUUGAUUCCUAUUUCACCAAUACAAAGGGGCCGUACACGUCAAUUGCCACUACGACUGGCUUGGGCACUAACAAUCCAUAAAUCACAAGGAUUGACUCUUUCAAAGGCAACAAUUGACAUAGGACCAAGAGAAAGGUCAGGAUUAACAUUUGUUGCUAUAUCACGUGUUAAGGCCUUGGAUGGAAUUAGAAUCUCACCACCAUUUUCAUAUGAUCAUUAUGAAAAAAUGAAGAGAGGAAAGCAACUCACCAAAAGGAAAGCAGAGGAAGAAAGACUCAAAUCUUUGGAAACAUAA
Cryptomeria japonica (Japanese cedar) is the source of this 1341-nucleotide messenger RNA. RefSeq lists its product as uncharacterized. NCBI's taxonomy places the organism in Eukaryota, Viridiplantae, Streptophyta, Pinopsida, Cupressales, Cupressaceae. The transcript is spliced from 3 exons. Gene Ontology annotation, biological process: DNA repair; telomere maintenance. Gene Ontology annotation, molecular function: DNA helicase activity. The record is from RefSeq and is a predicted model, not a curated record. Bases 1 to 1341 code for a protein of 446 amino acids.